AUGACCGCAGCGGAGAGGACCGUGACCCUCCUGACCACAGUCACCACGGACACAGCGAUGAACCCCACGAUGGUCACGACAGCCACCAUGGACAUCACAGUCACCGGGAUGAGAAUGAGGAAGACAGAGACCUCCAUUCCUACCAUGCUCGCCAUGAUGACCUCUAUAGAACCACUCACCAUGCUCGUGGUGAUGGCCCUGAGAGCCACCAAGCUGACCAUAAUGGUGCACGCUAUAGUCACCGGAGUCUUAACAAUGACUCUGAGGAGGAUGAAAAUAAUCUCCACGACGACCCUGAUAGUGACGAGGAGGGGGAAGAUCAUCACCAUCAUCACCAUCAUCACCAUGGUCACCAUGAGGAUGAUGAGAAAGACGAGGAAGAUGAUCACCCCCAUCACCAUCAUCACCAUGGUGACCACGAGGAUGAAGAGGAGGGGGAAGAUCAUCACCAUCAGCACCGUCAUCACCAUGGUGACCAUGAGGAUGAUGAGGAAGAGAAAGAUCAUCACCCCCAUCACCAUCAUCGCCAUGGAUGAGGAGGAAGAUCAUCACCACCAGUACCAUCAUCAUCACAGUGACCAUGAGGAUGGUGAUGAGGAGGAGGAAGAUCACACCCAUCGCCACCAUUACCAUGAUGACCAUGAUGAGAAGGAGGCUCAUCACCAUCAUCACCACAGUGCCCGUGAGGCUGAUGAUGAAGAGGAGGAAUAUAAUCAUCCCCAUCACCAUCAUCAACAUGGAGGUCAUGAGGAUGCUGAUGAGAAGGAGGAGGAAGAGGAGAAGGAGGAGGACAAUCACCAUCCCCAUCACCAUAGCCUCCACAGUGAUCCUGGUGAAGAUGAGGAAGAGGGACACCGUGAGCUCGUUCACCACGGACACCAAAGCGUCCCCAAGAGUGAUGACACAGAAGAAGAAUCAGAACAUCCCCAAAGCCACUACAGACAUAGAGAGGACCAUGACCUUGAUAAUGACCACGAUGCCCAAGCUGGCCAUGGUCAUCAUUACGGCCCCCAUGAUGAUACUGAGGAUGCUGAGGAAAGCCACUAUGACCUUGCCCACCCUGCUCAUGACCACCAUCCUGAGGGUGAUCCUAACCUCGAUGGCUUUAAUGCUCCCUGGGAUGACCUCUCCAUAGAGGACCACCCCCACCGGUCCCAAGACCUCCAGAGAGCCCAGGACAGCGAUCUUUUACACCACACCACAGUGAGACACUUGGACAGUGCUCCCCUGGUCGCCUGGGACUUGAGUGAGGACAGGCUUGAAGAGGAUCAGGAGGGAAAAGAGGAUAAAGAAAAGGAGGAGGAGGCAGGAGAUCCCUCCCACCAUUACCACGAUAAAAGCAAGGAGGAUCUUGGGGAAAGUCCCAUUCACUCUCUGGAAGGUGAGAGGACUGGCGAGGAGGAGGAAGAGGAGGAAGAGGAGGAGGAGGAGAGGGAGUACCAGCCAGGCUCCCUCUGUCAGUACUGUUCCUUCUGCAAGCGGUGCACGGAGUGUGAGCAGUGUCACUGUGACCAGGAGAACAUGGGGGAGCACUGCGAUGACUGUAAGCACUGCCAGUUCUGCUACCUCUGUCCCCUGCUCUGUGAGACCGCCUGCACCCCCGGAAGCUACGUCGACCAGUUCUCCUCUUCGUUGUUCCAAGCCCUGGCCGAGAUGCUGGAGGGUCCCGAGCCGUGAUCCCAUCGGUCCAGGCCCUCAGCUCAGAGGUCGGCUGUCACCCCUUUUCUCCCCUCUCUCCCCCUCUCUUCCCUCCACCUCGGUGCGAACCAUUAUUUAUUAAGAAGCCAAUUAAAUCAGCCCCUCAUGUGGGGGGGGGGUGAAACUGGAA
Molecule: messenger RNA, 1828 nt
Organism: Ornithorhynchus anatinus (platypus)
Lineage: Eukaryota; Metazoa; Chordata; Mammalia; Monotremata; Ornithorhynchidae
Gene: HRC
Product: histidine rich calcium binding protein
Exons: 7
Coding region: 1-1677 (558 amino acids)
Molecular function (GO): calcium ion binding
Source: RefSeq, a predicted model, not a curated record